AUGGCCAAGUAUACGGAAGCUGACAUUGAUCUGGCAUUGCAGGCGGUCGCAAAUGGCACGUCCGCCAGACAGGCCUCGAAACAUUGGGGUGUCCCGAGGGCAACCUUGUAUGACCGCAUGCACGGCCACGAAUGCAGAAAGGAUGCAUUUUCUCCUCUUCAGAGGCUUUCUCAGACGCAGGAAAACCAGCUUACAGAAUGGAUUCUCAUCCAGGACGCCCUGGGGCUUCCACCCACUCACUCGCAGAUCAAGCAGUUCGCGCAGCGCAUGCUGGCCGUCAAAGGAGACCACGUCCCGCUCGGAAAACAUUGGAUGCAAGCUUUUCUGAGGCGGAAUCCCGCAGUUCGGACACAGAAGUGUCAUCAUAGAGAUUCGGCGCGUGUCAAUGGCGCGUCUACCGAGGUAAUUCGGCCUUGGUUCAACAAUUUCUUCCUUCCUGAGAUUCAGGCCAUUAAGCCCGAGCACAGGUACAACAUGGACGAAGCAGGCAUCAUGGAAGGACUCGGGGAGAAUGGACUGGUGGUAGGCAAUGCUGAAAAACGAUCUGUUCAAAAGAAAGCACCUGGUUCUCGCGUCUGGACCUCGUUCAUCGAGUGCGUCUCCGCCACGGGCACCUUCCUACCUCCUCUCGUCAUUUUCAAGGGGAAAUCGGUCCAGCAGCAGUGGUUUCCCGAUGAUUUAAGUCUUUUCAGCGACUGGCACUUCACUGCGACAAAGAACGGCUGGACUUCGGACCAGACUGCGGUGGAAUGGCUCGAAAAGAUGUUCAUUCCAAGGACUCAGCCAGCGGACCCUUCGGAGCGCAGACUGCUAGUAUUGGACGGCCACGGGAGUCAUGAGACAGUCGAGUUCAUGUAUCUAUGCUACCAGCAUAAGAUCCAUCUUCUUUUUCUGCCCCCUCAUACCUCUCAUGUGUUGCAACUAUUGGAUUUGUCCGUCUUCUCCCCUCUGAAGCACUACUACCGCAAACAGGUCGGAUUUCUCAGCCUGUUGACCGAUUCGAGCCCGGUCGGCAAGCAAAACUUUCUUUCCUGCUAUCAGCGAGCACGCGAGCAGGCGCUCACGGCGUCCAACAUCAAGGGUGGCUGGAAAGCGACGUGUUUCAACAAGCGCAACAAGGAUGCGAAAAACGCGCCCGAUGCCUUCAGAAGCCCUUUUUCUACGUCGGGAUGGCAAUCAGACGCAUCGCAGAUCGCGUGGUCGACUCCGAGGCGUCCUCAAGAUCUGAAGGUGCAAGUGCUUCAAUUCAACCAGCUCGACGACGACGUGCCCACGAAGCGCCUGCUGUUCAGGAAGAUUACAAAGGGGUUUGACGAAAAGGAUGGCCUCUUGGCAAAAGCCCAAUUACAGAUUCAAGCGCUGGAAACACAACUGGCGUCUGUGAAGCCGAAGAAGAGGAAGAGGGUGGAAACGAGCCCGAAUUCGAGGUUCGCCGACAUUGAGGCAGUGCGGCGGGCGCAGGCGGAGGUCAAUGCAGCUGAGAAUGAAGACCCUGAUGGAACCGAAGAUGAACUUUCAGAAAUCGGUGACGAUUGUAUCGUAGUGGGCGUUGGUAGGCAGUGA
Molecule: messenger RNA, 1563 nt
Organism: Purpureocillium lilacinum
Lineage: Eukaryota; Fungi; Ascomycota; Sordariomycetes; Hypocreales; Ophiocordycipitaceae
Source: RefSeq, a predicted model, not a curated record